This is a messenger RNA of Ostertagia ostertagi, 615 nucleotides long. NCBI's taxonomy places the organism in Eukaryota, Metazoa, Nematoda, Chromadorea, Rhabditida, Trichostrongylidae. The record is from the annotation of a GenBank genome assembly.
AUGUUACUCCGCCUCAAUCUACAUUUUUCAGAUGCUAAGGAAGUGCCAGGCCAUACCGUGUCCUUCUCCGGUUAUCCAGCACAACUCUCCUCUGCAGACGACUAUACUUUGACCAGCGCUGGACUGGGCUCCAUCGAGACCACGAUUGCCAUUUUCAACAAAUCCCUGUACACGGACACAUAUAUCAAGCCGGAGGGUCAAGUGCAUUGUUGGCUCCGAUCAACGAUUUCGAAUUAUCUGACGAAAACUCCCAAGGAAUGGGUUGAGUUGUUUUCGCGCUACAACUCUGGCACCUACAACAAUCAGUGGACAGUGGUUGACUACAAGCAAUUCAAACCAGGACAGGAGAUCCCAGACAAGGACAUGCUUUGGAUUCUCGAGCAAACUCCCGGAUCAAUCAAAACCCAAGAUGUCACAUGGUUCCUCAAGAAAUACUCUUACUGGCCAUCUUACAAUGUGCCCUUCAUCAAGGACAUCAGCAUAGAAGCAGGAUUCAGCGAGAAGGCUAGAGAAUUUGAUUGGUACAAAUGGGGAUCAACUCCGCGGGCGAGAAUUUUCGAAAGAGAUCAUCAUAAAGUGCAGGAUAUGGACUCACUGACGAAGCUGAUGAGGUAA